AUGUGCAUUGAAAUACUUCAAUUUCUAAAGUAUCUCGAAAAACACUUGACGAAAAACACUCUGAAGGGGUGGGCUGCGAUGAAAGUGGCUAUUGAGCAUGUGCAGCUACAGUUCAUAAAAGAGAUUGAGAACAAUGUCUGCUCCCUCCAGGUUGAAAGUAACUUUAUGUGCUUUGCACUAAAAACUGGGCAUAUGUUCCUUAUUGAUCUGGAAUCACCUUCGAAUGUAAUAAAAUACCAUUUUGCGUUGCUCUCAAGCCCACAAGAGAAGCUUUUGAGGGUUUGGAUGGAUCCUUCGGCCACAACUCUGCUUUUGAAGACGAACUUCGCCAAAUACUACGUCUUGACAGUGGAUUCGUUGGGGAAAGGCAACGAGUCGGUGACGCCCUUGAAAAAGCUGUCGAAGAAGAACCGAGAUGUUAUUUCCGUAAUGUGGCAAGGAAAGAACAACUUUGUGUGUGGCACAACCGAAGGAAAAGUGUACGUCGUAAACACUCAAAGUGAAAACUCCGCAACUAAGGCGUAUUCAUCUCCUCAUUCUAUCGACGGUCUCAUAUUUGCAAGUUCCCCCGGAGCUGAAAAAUGUGCUUUUUUAGCCACAGGGCACACACUUCGGUACUGGAGCAACCCAAAGGAUCCACUUACAACUCUCAAAGAGCUUCCGCCUACGGAGACUGAGCAGUUUGAAGAGAUUGAACAGACAUCAAGCAGAAAAUUCGUGUUUUUUCAAGAUACGUUUGCAUGGACUAUUGAUUCUGGUACAAUUUUUGGGACUGUCAAGGGCUCUGGCGAUGUAUUGAAAUCUGCUACAGUAUUGCUUAAUGUUGAGCUUCCUCCGUCGAAUCACAGGGUAAAGGGUGUUGCACUGAGUAAGUACCACCUGCUAUUACUACGUGGGAAUGAAAUCCUGAUUAUCAACAAGCUCAAUAAUGAAGUGGUUGCUCAGGAAACAAUUUGGAACCAAGGGAGCGAAAAAUUUUUGGAGCUUGUAGUUGAUUAUUCUCAGAGUCCUCCGACCUUCUGGUGCUACUCGACAAGCAAUAUCUACGAAAUUGUAUUAGAAGGGGAAAAUAACGGGAUUUGGCGACUUCUCAGCAAGUUGGGGAAAUAUGAUGAAGCGCUCAAGCUACCAGGUCUUGCUCCUGCCGAAAAAGAUUUUAUUCUCGAGCAAAAGGGAGACUAUCUGUUUUCCGAAGAAGAGUUUACUGAAGCUGCUAGAUGCUACGGUGUUAGUGAUUCUGUAACCACUGCUGAAGUUGCGCUCAAGCUGAUGAAGAAAUCCGAUCUAGUUGCGUUGCAGGCGUUUUUAACCGCCAAAUUAAAUACCGCCCGACAAAGAAAAAAUAGCAUCGUGCAAAUUACUUUACUUUCAGACUGGGUUGUUUGGAACUUCAUGCAAAUGUUGAAUGAUGUUGAUGAAUUGAUUUCAUCUGAACAAGACGAUCAAAAUCUCGAGUCAUGGCGCUUGAAAAAAGAGAGCCUUGGCAAAGAAUUGAUGGCUUUCUUCAAAAAGAACCUGGAGAUUCUUGACAGAGACACAGUUUAUCAAAUAAUGGCACGUCAAAACAGAAAACUUGAGGUUCUCAGCUUUGCUAGGCUUAUCAAUGAUUAUAAGUACGUUUUAUCUUACUGGAUAAGAUCAAAAAACUGGUACGAGGCCUUGAAGGUGCUAGCAUUGACUCAAGAUUUGGAGUGCGUUUACAAGUACGCAACCAUCUUGUUGAUCAAUUCGCCAGACUCCACUGUCAAUACUUGGAUGCAAAUCAAGGGCGUCAAUCCUUCUGAACUUAUCAGCUCAUUGCUCACUUAUUUUUCCAAUUUCCAAAAAAUGCAUUCAUCAGCCGAUUCUUCUAGAUCAAUCCCAAAUUAUGCAUUGAAAUACCUUAAAUGGUGUAUUCAAGAGCCAGAAGAUGCUGAAAACCUGGCUCCGAUUGUGUUUAACUCAGCUAUCUUUAUGAUGAUUGCGGGAUUUGAUGCCAAAGGCAGGGAAAACGAAAUCAUUGAUUUCAUCGAAGCGCACAGCGGCUGCUUUGAUAGCGAUUUUGUGUUGAGACUGAGCAUCAAAUUCAAGAGGUACAAGACAUGCAUCUACGUCUAUUCGUGGCUGCGACUAUACGAAGAGGCUGUGACGCUUGCGAUAAAAAUGGACUUGCUGGAAGAUGCCAAGCUUGUAGCAAGCACUCCUGAACUUGACGGAAACUCGAAGCUCAGGCGGAAACUGUGGCUCAUGAUAGCGCAGUGCAUGAUACAGCAACAAAACGAUACUAAGCAAACUAUAAGGGAAAUUUUACAAGAUUCCAACGGUAUUCUUGGAAUAAAAGAUUUACUCCCAUUAUUUGGAGAGUUCACAACAAUCGCGAAUGUUAAAGACGAACUCAUAAAAAGCCUAGAGAAACAUAACAGCACAAUGGCACGCGUUUCCCAUGAAAUAGAAAACUCUAUCAAGAUCAAGAGAGAGAUCGUGGAGGACAUCGAGACAUUAAAAGCUAGGUUCCAGACGCUAGAGCCUGGCGCGUCUUGCGAUUGUUGUGACCGCGUGCUUCAGACUCGGAAGUUUUAUGUUUUCCCCUGUGGACAUUCCUUCCACACAGACUGCCUUGUGAGAGAAAUCUUGAAAUCAACAGACCAUGCGCUUAGAAGCAAGAUAGAAACUAUCCAAAGAAGUGCCACCAAAGGUAUGACAUUGGAUAAUCUUAAGGAACUGGAUCGUCUUCUAUCGACAAAGUGCUGUCUGUGUAGCGACAUCAAGAUAAACAGCAUAGAUGAGCCUCUUGAAUCUGAUGAGAAAGAGAGGCACGCCUGGGAGAUUUAA
Molecule: messenger RNA, 2811 nt
Organism: Lachancea thermotolerans CBS 6340
Lineage: Eukaryota; Fungi; Ascomycota; Saccharomycetes; Saccharomycetales; Saccharomycetaceae
Gene: PEP3
Product: tethering complex subunit PEP3
Exons: 1
Coding region: 1-2811 (936 amino acids)
Biological process (GO): endosome organization; vesicle-mediated transport; intracellular protein transport
Cellular component (GO): HOPS complex; endosome
Molecular function (GO): protein-macromolecule adaptor activity; protein binding
Source: RefSeq, a predicted model, not a curated record